UUUAGAACUAACUGGCUUCUAAACCUUGGCCUCCACCACAUCAUCGUCGAAGCCGCCGACGCUAAUUGUUGACACGCGAUCGCCAUGUUCUUCGGAGUCGCGCAAGGAUACUUCGCUCACGAAGGACAGGUUCGUGCUCCACACGCCACCUUCAUAUUGAGUAAAUGAAUUGGUCGAUCGCUGCAGCCUCAGCUCGUCGCCGAUAAUAUCUCCGGAUUCCGCUUCAUCGUCAGAGUUCAGGCAAGACCGCGUGUGGUGUGGUUGGGUUGACACUGGCGGUUGCAGCAUGAUCAUCGGUGGCUGAGUCGGUGGCACCACAGUGGCUGGAUCUGGCCCGUGAUGAUGAUGACGUCUACCGGUACUCAAGUACACCAAAUCGACGUCUUCAAGCAGCACAACAUCGUGGUAGCUAUGGCGGGGUUUCGCAGAGGCGAGAUGUGCAUGGUCGUUGGUGAGGACGUUACUAGGUCGAACGUCCCAGUGACCAUUCUCCUCUGGUACAAACAAGUGGUGGUCGUUGUGCCGUUGCAUUGGUUUGCGUCGACAGCACAGCAUGAGAAUAAGGACCACCAGGGCCAAGAAAGCGAUGCCAAUGCCGACGACCACCGCCGUGUUUCUUGCUGCACCCAACGCGUCGGAGGAUUUGGGUGUAGUGGUGGCGGCGUCGAAGUCCAUUUGUAGAGCCAAUUGAGCAAUGUGAAUUCUGUUCUUGAACAUCCAACCACAUCCACGUCCACC
This is a messenger RNA of Aphanomyces astaci, 738 nucleotides long. RefSeq lists its product as hypothetical. The coding region runs from base 340 to 681 and encodes 113 amino acids. The record is from RefSeq and is a predicted model, not a curated record. The transcript is spliced from 2 exons. Lineage: Eukaryota; Oomycota; Saprolegniomycetes; Saprolegniales; Verrucalvaceae.